GAGAAGCUGGUCCAGGGCUCUCCCUGCCGUCUGGCCCAUCAUCUACACUCAGCUGUCAGGAGGUCUAAGGAGAGUGAAGAGCAGGUCAGUCCUGAGUUGAAGCCUGCUCAGUCCCCGGAGGUGACAUAAGCCACCGGUACUGGACAUACAUGGAAUGAUUUGUGACUCAUGCUUCCAGAAGCUGAUUGGCGUCUGACUCACCAUGACAUCCACAGAACUCACAAGCCUUAUUCCUGGCAUGUUUGAUGACUACAACUAUGACUCCACUGCUUCCACAGAUGACUACAUGAAUUUGAAUUUCAGUAGCUUCUUCUGUAAGAAAAACAAUGUCAGGCAGUUUGCGAGCCAUUUCCUUCCACCUCUGUACUGGCUUGUAUUCAUUGUGGGCACCCUGGGUAACAGCCUGGUCAUCCUUGUCUACUGGUAUUGCACAAGAGUGAAGACCAUGACUGACAUGUUCCUUUUGAAUUUGGCCAUUGCUGAUUUGCUCUUUCUUGCCACUCUUCCCUUCUGGGCCAUUGCCGCUGCUGGUGAGUGGAUGUUCCAGACCUUCAUGUGCAAGGUUGUGAACAGCAUGUACAAGAUGAACUUCUACAGCUGUGUGCUUCUCAUCAUGUGUAUCAGUGUGGACAGAUAUAUUGCCAUUGUACAGGCCAUGAAGGCUCAGGUCUGGAGGCAGAAAAGGCUGCUGUACAGCAAGAUGGUCUGCAUUACCAUCUGGGUGAUGGCAGCUGUGCUCUGCACCCCAGAAAUCCUUUACAGUCAAAUCAGUGGGGAAUCUGGCAUUGCCAUAUGUACCAUGGUCUACCCUAAGGAUAAGAAUGCCAAGCUAAAGUCAGCUGUCUUGAUCCUGAAGGUCACCUUGGGGUUUUUCCUCCCCUUCAUGGUCAUGGCCUUCUGCUACACCAUCAUCAUUCAUACCUUGGUACAGGCCAAGAAGUCAUCCAAGCACAAGGCCCUCAAGGUGACCAUCACUGUUCUCACUGUUUUCAUUGUGUCUCAGUUCCCCUACAACUGCAUUCUUGUAGUGCAGGCUGUCGAUGCCUACACCAUGUUUAUCUCCAACUGUGCUAUUUCCACCAACAUUGACAUCUGCUUCCAGGUUACUCAGACUAUUGCAUUCUUCCACAGUUGUCUGAACCCAGUUCUCUAUGUUUUUGUGGGUGAGAGAUUCCGGAGGGAUCUGGUGAAGACCCUGAAGAACCUGGGAUGCAUUAGCCAGGCCCAGUGGGUUUCAUUCACAAGGAGAGAGGGUAGCUUGAAGCUUUCUUCUAUGCUACUGGAGACAACUUCGGGGGCUCUCUCCCUCUGAGAGAACUCACAGGGCAUUUGGUUCUUUUUGGAAAUAACAAGAUAUGUGGAUACAACAUAGUGUAAAGAGACAGCAAAUAGUAAGAAAACUGGGGGGUGGGGGGAGCAGGAAAAAACAAAACAAACAAUCUGGGAUGAGCCUAAACAACUUUAUCAUGCUCAGUCAAUCUGCCAAAGUCUCCCAAACCCACCACUGCAGAAGGGCACCAGCUGGUGUUUAGUUAUGGUCACUUCAGUUCUGAAGAGAAUACUUGAGCAGCCGUGAGGACACCCCAGCCUUGGACAUGCUCAUCAGGGCAGCUGGGGUUUGGAGGCACUGAGUUCCUUCAGUGCUCCAAGUUUCUUUUACCUCAGAUCUGAUGCUACUCCUCUCCAGAGGUGACAGAGCACUGGCCACCACCGUGUUGGCCCCCGGCCC
Molecule: messenger RNA, 1729 nt
Organism: Grammomys surdaster
Lineage: Eukaryota; Metazoa; Chordata; Mammalia; Rodentia; Muridae
Gene: Ccr9
Product: C-C motif chemokine receptor 9
Exons: 4
Coding region: 203-1312 (369 amino acids)
Biological process (GO): chemotaxis; immune response; G protein-coupled receptor signaling pathway
Cellular component (GO): membrane
Molecular function (GO): C-C chemokine receptor activity
Source: RefSeq, a predicted model, not a curated record